AUGUCAGCACACAAUACACCUAAAAAAGAUUAUUCCAAUGAUUCAAGACCACAGUCUACAGAAAAUGAUCCAACUCGUUCCAGGAGAGGGGGCAAAGAUUCUCAACCCCCACAACAUCACAAUUCUACUGUGACCCGUUCGUCACUCCCCAAUAACCCAAGACCAGCAUCCACAGGUAAUAUUCCACGAAACACUAGCACACCGUCAUUAAACAAAAAGCAAGGAAACAGAGUAAAAGCUCAUAACAGAUCGCUAUCCCACAACAAAUCCCUGACCAAGUUAUCCACCUCAACUGGUGCAACAGCCCGACCACACUUGAAUCGAUCAAAAUCAACAGAGUUUUUAUUGAAGAGCAGACAGGGAGGUGCUUUAAAAAGAAGUAGUAGAUCCUUAACUAAGAUGACAGCAUUACAACCUAUGACAAAGACAACGUCUAGUCCGACUUUGCCAACACACAAAUCCACGACAUCAUUGAAACGUAUCAAUUCUGCAUGCAAUAUUGGGUUAAAAUCUAGUGCCCGCAUGGGGAAAGCUAUUCUUCAAUUGAAUGACGACGAUGCAGAUUAUGAAGAUGUUGAAAAUCUACUGAAUGACGAAGGCACCGGUCAGGAUAAUGCCCCCGUACCUGAAAGAUUUGAUAGCCAAGAUACUAUUUCAACAACACAUCUGCAGAAUGAACAGAACAUUCCCAGUUUAUAUGAACAAAUAAAUAGAAUAUUGCCAGAACCAACCCCAGCUUCAGAAGAACCUCCUAAGUUUAAGGAUAAACUUGAAGUUGUCGAGGAAGGAAACACAAUUGAUAGCAAGAUUGACCCGAGUCGUCCUGAACUUGGUUCUUCAACAAAGAGUUCUACAGAUGACUUUUCACAGGCAAACAACUUUUACAGCGGGUCAUUAUUAUUGUCACAGUCUACAGGUUUAGUCAGAAAAAUUGAUCCAAAACAUAGUGCCAAUUUGAAAAUGACAGAAGCAUAUCCAACUAUGCCAAGCGAUGAAGCUUUGAAUUCAACAGCGAUAAGUGGGAUUUCAUUCAAAGCCAAUCCCAUGGAGCUCAACAAUGCUGCGGAACCGGUAACUACAAGUAAAAAUGUCAAUCAAAAUAAUUCGUAUCAACCCGACCAAACCAUUUUCAAUAAUUUACAGCGAACAAAUAACCAAUAUUUAAUGAAUAAAAAGCAGCAACAACAGCAACAGAAAAUACAACAAAAAACACAACAAAAACAACAGCAAGUGAAGCCACUUUCUCCUGCUGGAGCUUCCAUCAAUAAUGGUACCAACAAUUUUUCGGAUUUUCUUCGAACUAACAAUUCCACAUCGUCAGCGGAUCUGCAAUAUGGUCAUAAUAUAGAAACUAGAACCCAACAAAGGUUAUGGCUACAAAGAGAAAGCUCACUUAUGGACGUUACAAACCUAGAUGCCAAUCGUAUGUCCAAUUUUUCAAACUUGUCCUUGAACAAUCUAAUGUUUUCUCACAACUACAACAACCAGAGUCAGGCGAAUAUUCGUGACCUUCAGUAUGGCAGCUCUAUUCCCCAACAGCAUCAACCGCUAACCCCCAUGACACCAGCCACACCUGGUAUAGGCAACAAUGGAUCUUAUUCUGGUUCGGAUUCCAAUGGUAACCAAGGAUUGCUUAAUUUAGUACAGGGCACUCUCCCCCUUACAGUACAGACAAAAAUUGAAUUUGAAAGAUUGAAUAGAGAAUAUUUGAAUGUGAGAAGGCACGCAAACCCUAUGGGAGAAAGUUUGAAACGGUUGGAAUCAUACUCAGGCAAAGAACUCAAGGUAUCAAAAACGAGAAAGGGUGAUAAGUCUGCCACAAAUGCCAAUCCAAGCACUUUUGAAGAGUUUUCUCCUACAUUUCAUGAGAAAGGGACUGAGAUAGCCAAUACUUUGAAUAAGCUCUGGCAAGAGGCAAUCAUCUCUUCGCUGUCACCGUCUUCAUCAUCAUCAUCAGCAGCAGCAGCAGCCAGGCCAAACCAGCCAAUUACACAACAGCAUCCUAUGAACCAACGAUCAAUGAACCCGCGCUUAGCAUCUUACAAUCAAACCUACAAUAACUCGAGACAGAAUCAAACAACAAACACACGAGCGGUGAAACUAACUACAGCACAGACAACAGAUGCAGCAUGA
Candida dubliniensis CD36 is the source of this 2133-nucleotide messenger RNA. RefSeq names its product Tco89p (gene TCO89). The transcript has a single exon. Lineage: Eukaryota; Fungi; Ascomycota; Pichiomycetes; Serinales; Debaryomycetaceae. The record is from RefSeq and is a predicted model, not a curated record. Gene Ontology annotation, cellular component: TORC1 complex; fungal-type vacuole membrane. Gene Ontology annotation, biological process: TOR signaling. Bases 1 to 2133 code for a protein of 710 amino acids.